Messenger RNA from Panicum virgatum (switchgrass), 4741 nucleotides. RefSeq names its product disease resistance protein RGA5-like. NCBI's taxonomy places the organism in Eukaryota, Viridiplantae, Streptophyta, Magnoliopsida, Poales, Poaceae. The transcript is spliced from 2 exons. Gene Ontology annotation, biological process: defense response to other organism. The record is from RefSeq and is a predicted model, not a curated record. The coding region runs from base 1777 to 4590 and encodes 937 amino acids. Gene Ontology annotation, molecular function: ADP binding.
AAGUGCUAUAUUGUACUACAGUGUCCGAUAUGACUCUUUUUACCACCAUUUUACGGAUCUAAACACAGCCCUAGGUUUCUCCGCCCGACAUCGACACAUACGAUGGUGUGCCUCUGUGACCACCGUAUCAAUCGGUGUGUGUUGUCUGCUCGUUCCAGAGAGUUUUCGCCCGUGUCUAUCUCUGUCCACUUCACACCGACUGAUCCGGUGGAGCGCCUGGUGUCCACCGGAUAGACCGGUGGUGACUUCACAGAGAGUUUUUCGCUAGCUUUGGUUUCUCCGCCCGUCACCGAUUGUUGCGGUGCUUGGCCCUGUGCCUCAGCGCAUUAGUCGGUGCUCUCUGUCUAGUGUUGAUUUGAGUGUUUCGUUGUGAGUUUAUUGCUUCUGCUUGUGUGUUGAGCUUUGCGGUUGCGUUUGGGAUAUAGGCCCGUUCUCGAGGAAAGAAUUUUGUGAGGCUCACAUUCAUCCCCCUCUGGGUUGCCUUUUCGGUCCUACAUCUUUAAAAACGAAAAAGUGUUAUUAGUGAGGGAGAUAGAAACUACAUAAGUGAUAGGGUUUAGUUAAUCUGCUGCAGAUGCUCUAACAACAUAUCUACACAAUUAUAAUCAGGACGCACCAUGAUCAACGAUUUUUGGUAGUUCUCUUUUUCUUUGAUUAAUAUGACAAUUUCUAGGCCUUGACAACGAACAUGGUGGUUCAUUUUGUCCUGUUUUAAUUCUAGCCUCAAAUGCUCUGAUCCAAAAGGGCUCUUAUGUUAAUCUGUUGUUUUUCUUCUCUGAAAGUCUUAUCAUGUUGAAAUUUCCUACCACCAUCCAUUUGAGCUGCGUUUUGCAUUUUUAGGAUUUCGAGUUCUUCAAUGAAAAUGGUUUUCGGACCAUGAUCUUCGAUCCUGUGAUCCAUAUGGCCGGAAAAAGACCCCUAAAAACGAUACGACAGUUUCAACACUCAAGAUUGUUAAUAAAAAAAUACACAAAAACAAAUGCUUACGAAGCAUGCUACAGCUGUGCAAGUCCGGCUACAUGCAUGCCGAACUUGCUACCAAUUUACCAAAGGCGGGGGCACAAACGAACGGGCGGAUCUAGGGCCUGAGCUGGGGGCUGCAGCCCGGGUCCAACCCAUGUAAUGCCUACAAGCCCUAUGAGUGAGUCAGUGGUCAGGUCAAGAAAGAGGAUGGCUGAAUAGGAGCCAUUUCUGGGUCCGCCAAAUGGAGCCAGCUGCCAGACACUUCCAAGUGAGAAAACAGAGCCCGGAAGCAGAGAAAAGGAUAGCUGAAACAGAGCACACCCACGCAGCUUCAGGAAAAAGUACCACCGAAAGCACGCUAUGGUUUCGCAGCAACUUCUUUCGUCUCUUGGAGUCUUGGAGACAUGGAAUUUCGUGGCGACACCGAAAAGGGUCACGACUCAGGAAAGUAUCACCAGCUAAAGCUAUAUUGUUAUGCCUUGCUUCUCUUUUCAGAAAGGACGUGCGUCCAAUAGAAUUUUGCCGAAUUUAAAGCUUGCCUCUGUCUCACAUGGGGGCCCUUGAUUUUCUGCUAGCACAUUGAGCCCACUUGUCUGUGAAGGACUGAAGGUCCUGAUUAUGGUGAGGCGUGUAUAUUACUCCUGAAUUACUGAGGGACAAAAGGAUGAAGGGGAAAGUUUGAAGUCUAAACCUGUUCUCCAGUCGCUACUCACCUAGCUAGGAGAAGAAGGUAGCAGGAAGCCAGGAAGCCUCAAGAUCCCUUGUCAAUCUCUACCAGCAGAUUGAUUAUUGCGAGGCGAGGCUUGGGCGGAGAUGACCGCAGUUGGAGAGAAGAUGAUGGUGAGUGCCUUGACGGGGGUGAUGAGCCCUCUCAUCGGCAAGCUCAUCAAGCUCAUGGAGGAGUGUGCAAAGCUCAAAGGCGCGAGGAAGAAGCUGGAGUCCCUCACCAAGGAGCUGAUCGCCAUCAACGUCGUGCUGGGGAAGUACGCGCUCAUGGAGAGUCCGGACGUGCAGGUAAAGGCCUGGAUGAAGGAGGUGCGCGAGCUGGCCUACGACAUAGAGGACCGCAUAGACCUCUUCACCUACCAUGUCUACCACGAACCAGCUGAAAACGCCACCGGAGUCAAGAGGAUCGUCCGCAGGUACAUUCAAAAACUGAAGAAGCUACACCAUCGCCGUCAAUUUGCCAAGCAAAUCCAGGAACUUCAAGUCCUCGUCAAUGAAGUGUACGAGCGACAGAUAAGGUACAAGAUCGAUGAGGGCACUGGUGCUUCCACACAUAUAGAGGUUGAUCCUAGAUUGCCCGCUCUAUAUGUGGAGUUUGAAAAACUUGUGGGAAUUGAGGGCCCUAGCGAUGAACUCAUCAAUCGGUUCAUUGGUAAGGAAAGACCAAUGGAGCGGUGUAGAAUUGUUGCCAUUGUUGGAUCUGGAGGUUCUGGGAAAACUACCCUUGCUAAUCAUGUGUACAAGAAAAUCAAAGAUGAGUUCUUCUACACAGCUUUUGUGCCUGUAUCACAAAGGCCUGACAUGACCAACAUCCUGAGGGAGUUGCUAUUGCAAAUUGAAAUCAGUGGUGGAAGAUCAGAUAAAGAUCAGCUGCUAAGAUCAAGUAGUGAAAGACAGCUCAUUGACCGACUAAGAGGACAUCUUCAAAACAACAGGUACCUUAUUGUAAUUGAUGACAUCUGGAGCAAAUCAUCAUGGGAAAUCAUCCAGUGUGCUCUUCCUAAAAAUACACAUGGAAGUAGAAUAAUCAUGACAACACGCAUCAAAAGCCUAGCUGAAUUUUGCUGCACUCCAGAUGAGGACUUUGUCUAUCAAAUAAAGCCUCUUAAUAGACAUGAUUCUGAAAUUUUAUUUCUCAAAAGGGCAUUCAGUGCCGAGGCUCACUUCCCUGAUCAGUUUAAGAUGAUUAUGAAUGACAUACUACAUAAAUGUGAUGGUUUGCCACUGGCCAUAAUUACUAUAGCUUGCUUGUUAGCUAGCAAACCAAGAAGAAAGGAAGAAUGGGAGAGAGUUCGGGAUUCUAUCGGUUCUAUACAUGACAAAGACAAAGAGCUGGAAGUAAUAGACAGGGUAUUGUCGCUCAGUUACCAUGAUCUACCAUGUAAUCUGAAGACUUGCUUAUUGUACCUGAGUAUAUUUCCAGAAGAUUGUACGAUUCACAAAGAUUACUUGGUAUGGAAAUGGAUAGCCGAAGGAUUUGUCGUGGAGAGAGAGGGAUACACUUUGGAGGAAGUAGGAGAGUCUUACUUUAAUGAGCUCAUGAAUAGGAGUUUGGUCCAACCAUUGUUCAUGGACUAUGGUGUGAAGGCAAGUGCAUGCCGAGUCCAUGAUAUAGUACUCCACUUCAUCAUCAACCGGACCAUUGAAGAAAAUUUUGCAUCUAUAUUGGAUAGUCAGGAUCUAUCUUCUCCACAUGGCAAUAAGAUCAGAAGGCUCUCUUUCCGGGAUAAGCAAGAGCAAGCAGGGGGAGUAUCAAUAGAAGUCUUGAAUUUGUCCCAUGCCCGUUCGAUUCAUCUCUUCGCUGCAGCUAGCUGGAUGCCCUCUCUUUUGGACCUACAGGUUCUUCGGGUGUUAGAUCUAGAAGGAUGUGAAGCUUUGAAGAAUGAACAUCUAGAGAACAUUGGCAGUCUAUUCCAUUUGAGAUAUCUGGGGCUCCGGAAGACAAAUGUGGACAAGCUCCCAUCCCAAAUCGGGAAGCUAGAGUUUUUGCAGUCGCUUGAUGUAAGAGGAACAAGGAUCAAAGAACUGCCACGAGAAAUUAUUCAGCUCAAACGGUUGGUGCAUCUUGUAGGCUAUGACCUCCUACUACCGGAUGGGUUCGGUAAAAUGGAAGCUCUUCAGGAGCUUUCUGAGCUUGAUGUCUGCGAUUCCUCGAAAAAUUUCUGUCAAGACAUACAAAAUCUGAGGCAGCUGAGGGAGCUUCGAGUAGCCUUCAAGCAUUCGCGUUGCGGCGUUCAGGACCGAGAACUUAGAAAGGUUGCUUUGCUCUCAUCACUAUGCAAGCUGGGGGAGCACAACCUCCGAUCUCUCUAUAUUGUCAACAAGGAUGGCAAUGUGGAUUGCUUUGCAGAUCAUUCAUGGCGCCCUUCCCCACAUCGCCUCCAAAAGUUUGUGAUGGAAGGUAGCUCCCGCUGUUUCUCCAGGUUCCCAAAGUGGAUUGAUCCAUUGCUGCUUCUUGACCUCACUCACUUGGAGUUCCGUGUCAAACUGCUGGAGAAGGAAGAUGUAGUUCAUGUUCUCCAACGCUUGCCUGCCCUUCUUGUCCUACACCUAUCUGUGAAGUCGAUCCCAAGAGAUGGACUAACUAUCAGCCGCAGCGGGUUCCAUUGCAUCACAUACUUGCGCUUCCAUCAAAGGUUUGGGCCUGGUGUGGCAUUUGAGGAAGGGGCCAUGCCCAAGCUCCAGAAGCUUGACAUCAGUUUCCAUGCUAAUAAGGCUAAUUCUAUAUAUGGCGGCUUGGGUUUUGGCAUCCGGUACCUUUCCUCUCUCAACAAUAUUGUUGCUGGCAUUGAGUAUGACCGUAAAGAUGCUUGUGCGAUGAGGUAUGCCAAGAAUGCUAUCAAUGAAGAAAUCAAGUUGCUUCCCAACCAUCCCAUCAAGGCUAAAAUCUUUGAUCAUUGACUGGGCAAACAAUUUUCGGGGAAUAGUAGAAAUCUCCAAUUGCUAUGGUUGGGAUCAAUCGUUUAGAUUUAGAUGUAGAUUUUACUACCUCCUUCCAAGAGCAUAAUGUAUAUUUUGUUUUAAUGCUGUCUUCAAAGUUAAACUUUGAUCA